Monopterus albus (swamp eel) is the source of this 1602-nucleotide messenger RNA. It is a transcript of the gene mrps30, whose product is annotated as mitochondrial ribosomal protein S30. Gene Ontology annotation, molecular function: structural constituent of ribosome. Gene Ontology annotation, biological process: translation. Lineage: Eukaryota; Metazoa; Chordata; Actinopteri; Synbranchiformes; Synbranchidae. The transcript has 5 exons. Gene Ontology annotation, cellular component: mitochondrion; ribosome; mitochondrial large ribosomal subunit. The coding region runs from base 75 to 1370 and encodes 431 amino acids. The record is from RefSeq and is a predicted model, not a curated record.
GGGCGCUGGUGCGGGAGACUGGCACUUCAAUUGUCAGCAAAACGGAAGUAGCUAACUACAAUCAUACGAGAAACAUGGCAGCUCGUAUUCGGAUGCCCUUGCUAUUUCCCCCAAACCUACCUCCGUUUAGAAAUCAAAACCUUCUCCACAUCGAGGCUGCGGUCAAGGAGCCCUCGUAUCCCCCCAUCGUCCCCUCUCUUACGGCUAAAAGUAAAUCUGCCCGGAGGCGACGGAUUGAGGAGCGCGUCAAAAAAAUAUGUGCCUCUCCCGUGCAGGAGAAGCUCUCCCUCAUCACCAGUCUUCAACAGAUGAAAUUUGUGGUUUACCCUCAGACGUUCGCACUGAACGCAGACAGAUGGUAUAAGCAUUUUACCAAAACCGCAUAUAUCCCGGGCCUACCUGAGAAAUUCACCCAGAGCCUGGAGAGGACCGCGGGAGGGGAGAACUCGCCGUCAUCCGCGUCUCAAACCGCUUUACCGGGGAUUGAAGAUGGUGCGUUCGCGGACAUCCGCUCCAUGGUCACCCGUGUGAUUUUACAGCAGCACUGGCUCGUAAAAAAGCGCAGACCUUACCUUUACAAAGAACAGGAGCAGGUGGUCGGACCGUUUCUGAGGAGCCUGGUGACUGGACUCACCUACAGUCUGGCCAGAUACAAUCCACUGCUCCCCAAGUGCAGUCUAGAUAUUAAUCCCCAGGUGAACUUUUAUUGGACAAGGGGACAGAGAAUCAUCCCAAAGGGGCACCGGAAAGGCCGACCAGAGGCGACCAGGUUUCAGAUUGAUGACCACCCACAAAGUCAAAUCAGGAUAACUCAGCAACUGCCACAGUUUGCACCGCUGGAGGCCUCAUAUUCAGCUGAAGUUCCAGAGAUCACAUGUGCCCCAAACCUGAUGCCUCUGUUCAGAAGACAGUAUGACAACAAUAUUUUCACAGGUGCAAAGCUACCAGACCCAGCAUGCUACGGUCACACUCAGUUCCACCUGGUACCUGACCGAUAUCACAGAGACCGGAUGGCUCGAAUGCAGCAGUCUGACCAGGUCGAGGUCUUCCUCAGAGCCAAUGCACUCACCAGCCUCUUUGCCUGGACGGGAGCUCAAGCCAUGUACCAGGGUUUCUGGGACUACGAGGAUGUCACCAGGCCGUUUGUGUCCCAGGCUGUGAUCACUGAUGGCCAUUUCUUCUCCUUCUUCUGCUACCAACUCAACACAUUAGCCCUCUCUGUGGAGACUGAUGUCAACAACCCCAGGAAAAACGUUCUGUGGGGCACUGAGAGCCUGCGCCUGUAUGACAGUGUGCAGGACGGCGUGGUGGUGGGCCUGAAUGAUAGCGUUAUUAAGCUUCUGGUUCAGUUUCUCAUGAACCGGCCAUAGUCCUUUUGGUUCUUGUCUUCUCUUGAGAUCCUUUGUCUGCCUUUGAAAAAUGUCUUAGGGGAGAUUUCCUUUAGUCUAUGCUCUCCAAGGAAUUUGAAGAUGUAAGAAAUCAAGAGAAAGAGGCUUUAAAGAGGCCAGCAUGGCAGACAUGAGGAAGAUUUGUCAGACUGUACAAAAUAUAAUGCAAUGAACCACAUAUGCCAUACUUGCAUUAAAAGACCACUUGAUUCCA